AUGAUCUGGAUCUAUUUCCAGAUUCCCAGAACCAAAGCAGACAAGAAGUGUAGACUUCCUCAAGAUAAUUUGAAUGCUCAGGAAGUCCUCCGAUUCCAGAAGGGCCGCAAGUUGGUGCAGACUCUCUUUAGUUAUCAAGGUAAUUCGGUGGAAACUUACACAGGAGCAUCUUACCAUUCCACAGUCUACAUGCUUGAAUUCCUCUCCAUUGAGAAAGACACCCAGAUUAAAGCCUAUUUGACCACAGACCCCAAAUCUGAUCACUUUUAUCCAGAAUUGCCGAUGGAUCCCCGCAUUGACGUCAUCGGGAUUGGCCCCACCACAGUAACUCUGGCUUGGAAGCAGAGUCCGAGUGCCCUGCUGCCAUCUCAAGGUACCAUUCAUUAUUGUCUCCUGGUGAACGAAAACUACAAUUUCAAGACUUUCUGUGCUGCAGAAACAGCAACGCAAACUUCAGGGGUGAAACGACCUCCUUCUUUGGCGAUCUCUCCUUCCACAGAGAGCCUCACGUCUCGGGAACUGAAAGGCCCAUCCAAGAGCGAAGUCAGCAUGAGUUACAAAGGUGGCAAUGCCCAGGUGAAACCAGUUUGUGUGGGACUCACCAAUGCCUACACAGUGUCCCACUUGACUCCUGGCAUUCAGUACUACUUCGAUGUUUUUGCCGUCAAUUUCCUCACCAACACCAGUGCUGCUUAUACUGGAACCUUUGCCCGCACUCUGGAAAAUCCCCAGCCCAACGUGGGCAAGCUGAAGGAUGGGAAGGUGAUUCAGUUGAGAUUGGAUGGGAGGAAACAUCCCUUUUACAAUUUGCUAUACCAGGCAACGCAGAAACAGGUCCAAUUUGCCUUCCAGUCUUGCAGCGGGCAACUCCAGGUGGAAAUAUCCAAGGACGGGGAAGUCCUGAUGUCAGAGCGAUUUGCUGGCUUGAGGCAAUUCAUCCUGAAAGGAAGGUUGGGCGACACCUACCUGGUCCAUCUCUGGUCCGCUGAAACAUCAGCUGCAUCCGUGAAGGUUCAGGUGUCCUCUCUCCCCCAUCGGCCUUUCUUCCCAACUCUCCCAGAGAGCUUAAAAAUCAAAUCCUUUAACAAGUUGAGGAGCUGCCAUUCCGUCACCAUCGCCUGGCUUGGAACUCAGGAAUUGAGCAAGUAUUGUAUCUACAAGAAGGAGAUUGAGGAGGACCAGGCAUGGGUGGCCAUCAGGAAGGCCGAUAGGUGCUCUGGGCCAGAGUCAAGGCAGAAGAGUGAAAAAGUGCUCUGCAAAUUCUUCCACAAUCUCAAUCUGCAGCGAGCUGUGACUACAGAAACCAUCCGGGGCCUGGAAGCAGGGACGGCCUACCUUUUUGACGUGUAUCUCAUUGGGUCUUCGGGGCUUCCCAUCCGCUACUACAGCAAAAUUGUGAGGACAAGGAAGAGAUGUUGA
Thamnophis sirtalis is the source of this 1419-nucleotide messenger RNA. The record is from RefSeq and is a predicted model, not a curated record. Lineage: Eukaryota; Metazoa; Chordata; Lepidosauria; Squamata; Natricidae.